GGCCAACUUUCUUCUAUACCCUCCUCAUCACUCAUUUGUUCCCACAAUUCACCGCCCCCACCACCAAAUCUUCCAUUCCACCAUCAAACAAACAAACAAACAAACAAAUCUUCAUUAUUAUACAAUGGAUUGCUUCAGAUCCCCUACAAGAUUCUUGAUCUCCACCAUUGUGUUUGUCUUAUUUGUUUCAUCACUUCAGUUUCAUUACACAGAAGCCUACGAUGCACUUGACCCGAAUGGAAAUAUCACAAUUAAGUGGGACAUUAUUAGUUGGACUCCGGAUGGCUAUGUUGCUGUUGUUACUAUGUUCAACUUCCAACAAUAUCGACACAUUUCGGCUCCAGGGUGGACUCUCGGUUGGACCUGGGCCAAGAAAGAGGUGAUAUGGAGCAUGAUGGGCGGUCAAGCCACCGAUCAAGGAGACUGUUCACGAUACAAAACUUCACCUCCCCAUUGCUGCAAGAAAACGCCUUCAAUCGUUGACUUACUACCCGGGACUCCUUACAAUCAGCAAAUAGCAAAUUGUUGUAAAGGUGGAGUUAUCAACUCGUGGGCCCAAGAGCCCAAUAAUUACGCGAGCUCGUUCCAGCUUAGCGUUGGUGCAGCAGGAACCAGUAACAAGACGGUUAAACCGCCCAAAAACUUCACGUUGCUUGCACCGGGCCCCGGGUAUACAUGUGGACCGGCUGUAGUUGGUAAACCGUCGAAGUUUUUAAGUUCAGAUGGAAGAAGAGUGACUCAAGCUAUGAUGACGUGGAAUGUUACGUGCACGUAUUCUCAGUUUCUGGCUCAGAAAACCCCUACUUGUUGUGUAUCGCUCUCGUCGUUUUACAACGAUACUAUUGUGCCAUGCCCGACAUGCACUUGUGGGUGCCAAAACAACGAUACUAACCCUGGAAGUUGUGUGAACCCAAACUCACCAUAUCUAGCUUCGGUUGUUAACGCUCCUGGUAAGAACAGCUUAACACCGCUGGUUCAGUGUACGAGACACAUGUGUCCGAUUCGUGUUCACUGGCACGUGAAGCUUAACUACAAGGAUUACUGGCGGGUGAAAGUCACGAUUACAAACUUUAAUUACAGGAUGAACUACUCACAAUGGAAUCUAGUCGUCCAACACCCUAACUUCGACAACCUUACUCAAAUAUUCAGCUUUAACUACAAACCGUUGACUCCUUACUCUACUAUAAAUGACACUGCUAUGCUAUGGGGCGUUAAAUUUUAUAACGAUUUUCUUAACCAAGCUGGACCGAUGGGGAAUGUUCAAUCAGAAUUACUCUUCCGAAAAGAUAAAUCGACUUUUACUUUUGAUAAGGGCUGGGCUUUCCCGCGUAGAGUUUAUUUUAACGGCGAUAAUUGUGUUAUGCCACCACCAGACGCGUACCCGCAUCUCCCGAACGCUGGUUCUCGGGGAAAAUGGUCGUUAUUUGUUUUCUUCAUGACAUGUUUGACUUUCAUCUUUCUCUUUGAGUAACUGAUCGAGGUGCGUUUUCGUCAUGCACGUUUUGUAUAGUGCUUGCUUGGUUAGAGAUGUUUAAACUUCUAUUAGAAGGUAACGGUUUUUUCGUUCUUUGCUUGUAAUAUAAUACUCAAAUUUUCGACAUCUUUUGGUAACAAUAUACAAAAUUUGUGUAGUAAAACAGUCUCAUGAAAUA
Helianthus annuus (common sunflower) is the source of this 1652-nucleotide messenger RNA. Its product is annotated as protein COBRA. NCBI's taxonomy places the organism in Eukaryota, Viridiplantae, Streptophyta, Magnoliopsida, Asterales, Asteraceae. The transcript has 6 exons. Gene Ontology annotation, cellular component: plasma membrane. The record is from RefSeq and is a predicted model, not a curated record. The coding region runs from base 125 to 1471 and encodes 448 amino acids. Gene Ontology annotation, biological process: cellulose microfibril organization; plant-type cell wall cellulose biosynthetic process.